AUGAAGAAAUCACCCCUCCUGGUAGUCGUUCUGUUGUUGGCAGGUUUGGUGCUGGUCACCUCGGCCUACAUCGUCGAGCAGUGGGAGCAGACCAUCAUCACCCGCUUCGGUGAGCCGGUGGGGCAGCCGGUGCAGGAGCCGGGGCUUUACUUCAAGGUGCCGUUCAUCGACACCGUGCAUCGCUUCGAUAAGCGCUUCUUGGAAUGGGACGGCAAAGUUACCGAGGCGCCGACCAAAGAGAAACAGCCAAUUCUGGUCGAUACCUAUGCCCGCUGGCGGAUCGUCGAUCCGCUGUUGUUCUACCAGCGUUUGAACAACGAGAUCGGUGCCCAGGCACGGCUCGAUGGCAUCCUCGACGGGCCGACCCGCGAUGCAGUAGCCCGCCACACCCUGGCCGAGCUGAUCCGCACCUCGGAUCGCGAGCCGGUGCUCGAUCCGACCCAGGAGGCCGACGAGUCGAGCACCCUGUCGCCGAUCAAGAUCGGCCGCGAGGCGAUCCGGCUGGAGAUCCUGACCAACGCGCAGAAGGCCUCCGAAGGGCUCGGCAUUGAGAUCCUCGAUGUUCAGUUCAAGCGCAUCAACUAUGUCGAAGCGGUGCGGCGCAGCGUCUUCGAACGGAUGAUCGCCGAACGCCGUCGGAUCGCCGAUCGCUACCGCUCAGAGGGCGAGGGCGAAGCCUCGCGGAUUCGCGGUGACAAGGAGCUCGAGCUCAAGCGGAUCACCUCGGAGGCCUACCGCCGGGCGCAGGAGAUCGUCGGUGCGGCCGACGCCAAAGCGAUAGAGAUCUACGCCAAGGCCUACGAUCAGUCGGCCGACGCGCGCUCGUUCUAUGUCUUCUUGAAGACCAUGGAAACCUACAGCACGACGAUCGACGAGGAAACCUGGCUGGUGAUGUCCACCGAAGCCGAUUUCUACCGCUAUCUGCAAAAGAGCCGCUAG
Messenger RNA from Nerophis lumbriciformis (worm pipefish), 939 nucleotides. The record is from RefSeq and is a predicted model, not a curated record. Lineage: Eukaryota; Metazoa; Chordata; Actinopteri; Syngnathiformes; Syngnathidae.